CCUCCUUGCUGUUCCCCUCUCGUGCUCAUUUCUCUCCACCUUUUCCUCCCCUCUUCUCACCGCCACUCUUUCUCCCCCCUGUCAUCCUCUCUCAGGCACACUGCGGAGGACCUUCACACGCCGUCAGGAAUAUAGCAGCCACGGCAGCUGCAAUCACAUUCAUUUGUCCACUCCUCUACCUGCCAAUUUUUUCUCCUCCAUCCUUUUUUCCACUGUUUUCCACAUUCCGGCAUCCUUAAACUUCACCUCUCAAGCUCAUUAUCCAUCUCCAUCUGCUCACUACCACAUUUUCCCAUUUCCCCCUGGCUUGCUGGUUACCCAGGAUGCCUUGUUCCAGGCCCCUACGCUAGGCCUUAGCAGCAUGGGCGGAGCCUGGGUUGGAAGCGAGAGAACGGAUUGGACCCUUCCCCUUAGGACGGGCACGCUGGCGGGUCACCCUCCUUCAGCUUCAGAUGGGCGAGGACGCUGAGAGCCCCAAGAUCAACCACACCUUCCUACGAGACUAUGUCACUGAAGCUGAUGUCAUCUCCACGGUGGAGUUCAACCAGACAGGGGACCUACUGGCCACGGGGGAUAAAGGAGGCCGAGUGGUCAUCUUCCAAAGAGAAACAGAGUCUAAAGCGGAGUCCGAGGAGGUGUUGGAGACUGGGGACUCGGGGGAGUAUAAUGUAUACAGCACCUUCCAGAGCCACGAGCCAGACUUUGAUUACCUGAAGAGUCUGGAGAUUGAAGAGAAAAUCAACAAGAUUAAAUGGCUGUCACAACAGAAUGCCGCACAUUUUCUCCUGUCCACCAACGAUAAGACCAUUAAACUGUGGAAGGUGAGUGAAAGAGACAAGAGACCAGAGGGAUAUAAUUUGAAAGAUGAGGAGGGCCGCCUCAAGGACAUCUCCACCAUCACCUCCCUGCAGGUGCCAGUACUGAAACCCACAGAUCUGAUGGUCGAGGUCCGCCCCAGACGAGUGUUCUCCAAUGGUCAUACCUAUCAUGUCAACUCCAUCUCGGUCAACAGUGAUGGGGAAACCUACCUGUCAGCUGAUGACCUGCGUAUCAAUAUGUGGCAUCUGGGCAUCACUGACCGCAGCUUCAACAUUGUGGACAUCAAGCCAGCCAACAUGGAGGAUCUCACAGAGGUGAUAACGGCAGCAGAGUUUCACCCUCAACACUGUCACCUGUUUGUGUACAGCAGUAGCAAGGGCACCCUGCGCCUCUGUGACAUGAGGUCUUCAGCGCUUUGUGACAAACACACGAAAUUGUUUGAAGAGCCGGAAGAUCCAGGAAGCCGCUCCUUCUUUUCCGAAAUCAUCUCCUCUGUGUCAGAUGUCAAGUUCAGCCACAAUGGACGCUACCUGCUGACCAGAGACUACCUCACCGCCAAGGUGUGGGACUUGAACAUGGACAAAGGCCCCGUGGAGACAUAUCAGGUCCACGAAUACCUAAGGAGUAAGCUGUGCUCACUCUAUGAGAACGACUGCAUCUUUGACAAGUUUGAGUGUGUUUGGAACAGUUCAGACAGCGUAAUCAUGACGGGGGCAUACAACAGCUUCUUCCAGAUGUUUGACAGGGAGACGGGAAGGGGUGUGACCCUUGAAGCCUGGCGGGAGAGCAGCAAGCCACGGGCUGUGUUACGUACCCGCCGGGUUUACACGGGAGGAAAACGUCGCCGUGGAGAUGUAGGCGUCGAUAGCUUGGACUUCAGCAAGAAGAUCCUACACAUGGCUUGGCAUCCGUCAGAGAAUAUCAUCGCUAUAGCAGCCACCAACAACCUGUACAUUUUCCAGGACCGGGUCAAUCCGGAGGCAGAGUGACAGGGAUGGGCAACGACGUGAAUAACAGACAAACAUUUUAGUUUGCAUCACUUGUCACAAAUGCAAAGUGAGACUUGAGGAAUAAACAAUGAACGAUGACAUUCAUUUAAUCCCCUAUCAAUUGUGUGUCUCCUGCCCAUCCAGUACAAUUUUUGGUAAUCCAUCUGCAAGGACCACGACAUGUUGACUCCUCUCUGCUGUGCUCUACAUGCGUUUGCCAAGACUGGACUAAGUGUUUGUUGGGUAGCAGCACAGCAAGAUUGUUUGAUACUUCAAAAUGAUGGCUAAAAGUGGUGUUCACGUGCCAUAAGUAUAACAUCGUGGUAGUGGUGAUCACAAUAACCGGAAUUUAUUCCUUUGUUUUUUUUAAGUUUGGUGACAGUUGCAGCAGAAUCUCUCUUGAAGAGCAGCGCUCUUAAGGGAGAUUGCAAGCAAAAAGUGACCCGUUAUCUUGUCCACGUUGCAAUGAUAGCAAUUCAAAACACAACGCGGCAGUAUUUCUGCUUUCAAAUCAUGAGUUCUUCCGCAGGUAACAAAUGUAUACACUUUUUACUGUAUGCUGUAAAUAGUCCGUGUUAUUUUUUAUGCCACUGCCACUUUUGUUUGUCAAGCGCUAAAUGUACGAAAUAGAUUGUUAAAUACAAGAGAACACGAACCUCGUUUAUAAAAGCAA
This is a messenger RNA of Hippocampus zosterae (dwarf seahorse), 2481 nucleotides long. RefSeq names its product protein phosphatase 2, regulatory subunit B, gamma a (gene ppp2r2ca). NCBI's taxonomy places the organism in Eukaryota, Metazoa, Chordata, Actinopteri, Syngnathiformes, Syngnathidae. Gene Ontology annotation, biological process: peptidyl-serine dephosphorylation. The record is from RefSeq and is a predicted model, not a curated record. Gene Ontology annotation, molecular function: protein binding; protein phosphatase regulator activity. Gene Ontology annotation, cellular component: protein phosphatase type 2A complex; cytosol. The transcript is spliced from 10 exons. Bases 453 to 1808 code for a protein of 451 amino acids.